AUGUGUGCCCUCUUCUGGAACAUCCGCGGCUUCGGCCAUGACGGCCGCCGCCGCCAGCUAGUUGAGUACAUCCGUGACGAGCACAUCGACAUCAUUGCCAUCCAAGAAACCAUGCGCAUGGAUUUCUGUCUUCCCGAGCUUGACAGCCUUAGCUCCCACCUGUUCGCCUGGCAUUGGCUCCCUUCUAGUGGGAACAAUGGCCACUCGGGUGGCAUCCUCUUAGGUGUUAAGGAUGCCACCUUUGAUGUGGGAGGUAUGGAUCGGGGCGAGUUCUUCGUUAGUAUGGAGAUCUUCGAGCGUGCGCUCAACUUUAAAUGGGAGGUCAUCAUCGUCUACGGACCGGCAGACCACAGCCGCUCCCCGACCUUCCUCGCCGAGUUGCAGCAGAAGAUCUCCGCUUCCCCCCUCCCUAUGUUUAACGACUACAUCGCGGAGCUGGGCCUCCAUGAGCUCGAGCGCACGGGGGCCCGGUUCACCUGGACUAACCGCCAGGCGAACCCGACGCAGUCUGUCCUUGACCGCGUCUUAGUUUCCCCAGAAUGGGAGCUCAGAUGCCCCCUGGCCUCGGUUCAGGCUAUUACGAGGAUCGGCUCUGAUCAUGUUCCUCUUCUCCUCUCCUCUGCUGAUGAACGCCCCCCCAUCCCCCCUCGGUUCCGGUUUGAGCUCUUCUGGCUCAACCAGGCCGGGUUCCGCGAGGCUGUUGCGACUAAGUGGACCGCCGCGCGCAAUUCCCCUCACCGCGCCAUGUCCGCGGUGGACUCCUGGCAGUUCUGCGCCAAGCUAGCCCGCCAAUUUAUGAAGGGAUGGGGCACGAACCUCGGUCGUGAUAUCCGUGACCGCAAGAAGGCCCUCCUGAGCGCCAUCCAGGCCCUGGACGCCCGUGCUGACUCGUCCGGGAUCUCCCCGGAUGAGUGGAUGUUGAGAUAUGAUCUCGAGGACCAGCUCUCGGUCAUCUAUGCUGACGAGGAGGCCUACUGGCAGUUGCGCGGCACCCAACGGUGGGUGCUUCAGGGCGACGCCAACACGGCCUACUUCCAGGCGAUUGCCAACGGCCGGCGUCGUCGCAACUCCAUUCACUCCCUGUGGGAAGGUGAUACUCAGCUUGUUCGACCCUCGGACAUCCGUGCCCACGUAGACGGCUUCUAUAAAGCCCUUUUCACCCCCACCCCUCGGGGUGGGGCUGUGCUGUGGCCCCCGAUACCUGGUCGGGUGCCCAGCUUGUCUCCGCCGAGGCCAACGCUGCUUUGGUGGCGCCUUUCUCGGAGGAGGAGGUCCUUGCGGUGA
Aegilops tauschii subsp. strangulata is the source of this 1284-nucleotide messenger RNA. Lineage: Eukaryota; Viridiplantae; Streptophyta; Magnoliopsida; Poales; Poaceae. The record is from RefSeq and is a predicted model, not a curated record.